Messenger RNA from Balaenoptera acutorostrata (minke whale), 937 nucleotides. It is a transcript of the gene S100A13, whose product is annotated as S100 calcium binding protein A13. Gene Ontology annotation, molecular function: RAGE receptor binding. Gene Ontology annotation, biological process: positive regulation of cell population proliferation; positive regulation of canonical NF-kappaB signal transduction. The coding region runs from base 363 to 659 and encodes 98 amino acids. The record is from RefSeq and is a predicted model, not a curated record. Lineage: Eukaryota; Metazoa; Chordata; Mammalia; Artiodactyla; Balaenopteridae. The transcript is spliced from 3 exons. Gene Ontology annotation, cellular component: perinuclear region of cytoplasm.
GUGCAAUGCAGGCGGGUGGAGACCCAGGUCCUUGCACAAACAAGCUUUGGAGACAAACAACCCCAUGACCCUUUGAGGCCAGUUAAGCUCCAAGAAAGGACCCUUGGGACUGAACCCCACAGAGGGGCCACCAGACUGAGAGGACUCCAAAGAACGACCCCCAGACUGAAAGCCUGCUCCCAGACAGAGGGGUCUCCAGACUGAGGGACCACCACACAGGGGUCCCUGAGACACGGCCACUUCAAAAGGACCCCCAGACUGUGAGACCUAGAGAGGAAGGGGUUUCUGGAACUGAACAUUUCUUCCCCCACCUACACUGAGGUCAGCCCCGUGAGGACAUCAGCUCCAGCCCCAGGGUCCUAAUGGCAGCCGAACCACUGACUGAGCUGGAGGCGGCCAUUGAGACUGUGGUCACCACCUUCUUCACCUUUGCAGGGCAGGAGGGCCGGAAGGGUAGCCUCAGCAUCAAUGAGUUUAAGGAACUGGUCACUCAGCAGUUGCCUCACCUGCUCAAGGAUGUGGGCUCCUUAGAUGAGAAGAUGAAGAGCUUGGAUGUGAAUCAGGACUCAGAGCUCAAGUUCAACGAGUACUGGAGACUGAUUGGGGAGCUGGCCAAGGAGAUCAGGAAGGAGAAGGCCCUGGAGAUCCGAAAGAAGUAAAGCCGGCUGGCCGGGAUGGGGGUGGGCAUGGCAGGGCUGGGCAGUAUCCCACUCCCCACAAAUAAAACUUUCUCCUUGAAACACAGAUGUUUCUUACUCACACCCACCCUGAUGAUUUCUUUUCUUGGGACUAGGGGGUGGGAAAGCUCUGUCCCCACCUGAGGUUGGGUCCAAAAAUUAUGAGCUCCUUGAGGACCAGGAAUGUUAUUCAUCUUCAGAUACUCUGCAGCAUCAGAUCUUGUACAGGAUAGGUGCUCAAUAAAUACAUGGUUGAUGAA